Molecule: messenger RNA, 420 nt
Organism: Lactuca sativa (garden lettuce)
Lineage: Eukaryota; Viridiplantae; Streptophyta; Magnoliopsida; Asterales; Asteraceae
Source: RefSeq, a predicted model, not a curated record
AUGGCCAAACCAUCAAAGCCCAUUCCUUCACCAAUCGAUGUUGGUGAUUCAAAUGAUGAAGGAACCAAAGAGAAGAGGAGACCUUCCUCAAAAGUGGGAAAAGAUAUGGUUGUUCAAGUCUCCAAAAGCACAAGCUCCUCUUAUGACUCCAACAACACAAAAUCUCCUCCUCGAAAGAUUCCUACUCCUCAUCCUACUAAAAAAGAUAAAACCCUUCCUCAGUCCCCUCAGAAAACUCCACCACAAUCUUCUCAAAAGAUCAAACCUCCAACUCCUCCAACCUCCCCAAAUAAACCUUCACCCGUCAAAGAAACUGAUAUGGAGCCUUCCAUGUCUAAUGGCAACUUUCAUGAUUCCCCCAAGACAAUGAAAAAGAAGACAAACUGGAGGGAAACUAAGGUUGUUGAAUACAUUUGUUAG